Molecule: messenger RNA, 9833 nt
Organism: Pecten maximus
Lineage: Eukaryota; Metazoa; Mollusca; Bivalvia; Pectinida; Pectinidae
Product: disintegrin and metalloproteinase domain-containing protein 12-like
Biological process (GO): membrane protein ectodomain proteolysis
Molecular function (GO): metalloendopeptidase activity
Source: RefSeq, a predicted model, not a curated record
UUGCUGACCUGUCUUAUUUCAUUAGGAAGUGAGAGAAAGAUGUGAGUCACAUAAAGGAUGGAUAGUCUGUUUACAUGGUCGAUGUUUCUUGUUCUGGGGAUUUUACUGCAAUUAUCAACGUUUCAUAAUGUGAAUGGUGCAUAUAAAGAUGAUGCAGUACAAUCACAGACAGACAAACAGACAGUUGUUGAAGAAAAGUAUGAGGUGACAUCAGCAUCAUUUUACCAUGGCCGCCAGAAAAGGGACACAACUCUGAACAAGGGCCGUCACCUAGAUGAUGUAACACUAGUGUUCAAGACACACCAGAGAAAUUUUAUCCUCGAUUUAUCAUUAAAUAAGCACUUGUUUUCCAAGGCGUACAUAGAAAAAACAGUAAAACAUAGUGGCAACCAUGUAUACAAACCAGAAAACCAUAUAUCCAACCAUUGUUUUUACCAUGGUGGCCUACGAGAUAUUCCCGAUUCUAUGGCAGCUCUCAGCACAUGUGGAGGAAUAAGUGGGUUUGUAACUGUAGGCCGUGAGACAUACCACGUAGAACCUGAGGAUAAGGCUGUACCAGGCUCCAUCAGGGUCUACAAGGAGAUCGUACAGGGCUCAGAACCGGGAGCCCACAGUCAAUGUGAAUCUGACGACAAACAGUCUGUGUUCUUUGUCAAUGGCACUGUCAAUAAUCUGCAUAGGAAGGAAUUUUCCGAAAGGGUGAGAAGGAGCAUCAGGGGGCCCUACGACGGCAAUGAGAACGCCAGAUUUGUGGAACUCUUUAUUGUGAAUGACCAUCGCACGUUUGAACGACAGGGACGUAAUGAACAGACGCUGAUCCGAAGGUCUCAGGACAUCGCUAACAUUGUUAGCCGGCUUUACCGCCCACUCAACAUCUAUAUCGCCCUGGUGGGGGUGGAAAUAUGGUCAGACUCCGACCAGGUUGAAAUCUCUCCAUAUGCCAACUCUUCGCUUGAGAAAUUCCUGUUGUAUCGCAAACAGCGCAUCAAUCCCUACCACCAGAAUGACAACGCCCAGCUUAUCACGGGUCAGACAUUCAAUGACGGUGUCGUGGGAAAGGCAAUUAAAUCAUCCAUAUGUACCCACCAAUACUCCGGGGGUGUAGACAUGGACCGUACAAGGAUAACACAUGUAGCUACUACUGUUGCCCAUGAACUCGGACACAACUUUGGGAUGGAUCACGACAACUACUCUGUUUGUCGCUGUAAACAGGAGAAGUGUAUAAUGGCACCCACUAGUGGAGGGUCUCCGAGCCCAUCCCAGUGGUCUACAUGUUCUCGGGUGGCAGUUAUUGAGGCCUUCGACCUUGGAAUGGACUACUGUCUAAAGAACAUGCCUGAAAAUCUGUAUGAGGGACCGGUGUGUGGGAACACAUUUGUGGAGGAAGGGGAGGAAUGUGACUGUGGUUUGACGGAGGACUGUACAAGUAAAUGCUGUAAUGCUACGACAUGUCGACUGAAACCAGGGGCGGAGUGUGCCACAGGAAGCUGUUGUAACCAGGACACUUGCAAGCCGAAACCCGCAGCCACGUUGUGUAGGGCCGCCAUGGAGGAAUGUGAUCUCGCUGAAUUCUGUAAUGGUGAAUCUGAGUACUGCCCUAGUGAUGUCUAUCUCCAAAAUGGUCUCCCUUGUAAAGACAAACGAUCAUAUUGCUACCAAGGCCACUGUAAGACUCAUACGGACCAGUGCCGCAUGUUGUGGGGGUCGACUGGCCGUGUGUCCGACCCCAUCUGUUUCCAACAUCUCAACACUAAUGGCAGCAAACAUGGAAACUGUGGCUACGAUUGGAAGAGGGAGCAGUACAUACGAUGUGAUAAGGAUGAUGUGAUGUGUGGAUUACUACACUGUGUCCAUCUGAAUGAAAAGCUAAUGUUCUGGCGUGAGAGUUUGGCUAAGGCUACACCAGCUACCUUCCUCACCAAGGGCAGAGAACGAUAUGUGUGCCGGUCAGUCAUACUGGACGUCGGGCUGGACAUGCCGGAUCCUGGGAUGGCACCAGAUGGCGCCAAGUGUGGUGACAAAAAAAUUUGUCUUUCUAACAAGUGUACUCCACUCAGCCGGCUAAGGAUUUCACCGUGUCCAAACUGUCAUGGCAAUGGGGUAUGUAACAGUAUGGGGCAGUGUCAUUGUAACGAGGGAUUUGGACCGCCCUACUGUAACGGGCCAGGACAUGGGGGCAGCACCCACAGUGGACCAAUGAAAACCCUAGAGGACAACAGUCUGUUGAUCGGGAUGUUGGUGUUCUUUGCUGUCUUUGUCAUCCAUUGUCUCCUCUGCCUGUUCGCCUACUACCACCGAGAGAAGCUGACAAAAUGGUGGAAUCAGCGAGCGUCUGCUCUCAAGUACAGUGUACCAUCAUUGCCCACUAUCAAACUGGCCUCUAGGAACAAAAGACAACCUCCCCCUCCGCCACGUCCUGGGACAGGAGGAGGAGGCGGGACAAGGGAGCCGAAACAGACAAGUGCCAUGAUGAGAAAUGGAAAUGUGUCUGUGGAGAUUUCCUCGCCAGUGUUACAGGAUAGCACACCAAACCAAUCACAAUCCUCUUCUCACACACUGAAAAUUGGCAAAAAGCCUCAACCCCUUCCCACCAGACAAGUGCAUGCUCCUAACACACAGGAGCCAACACAAAGUGAUAAACCGAAGUCAUCUUUUUCUAAAAUGAUUAACAGAUCAGCUGACUCUUCAUUCCAGUCAUUUUCAAAGUUACUGAACCGUUCUAAAGAUAAACCACCACCAGCAGAACCAUCACCAAAACCACCACUGAAAAAUGUCACAUCCAAUCCCAUGUUCCAGCCAACAGACCCUAUUGUGAAGAAGGAUUCUUUUAAUCGUGACCGUGAAAUUUCAAAGCCUGUUUUGAUAAGCACAACAGAUAGAAGAUCUAAAGCCUUUGUGAUUGACCACGGUUCUGACAAUUUGGAAGAAGAUCAUGGAUUUUCAUUUGCGGAUUCAUCAAUUUCACCACCACCGCCACCUGCCCCCCGGCAGGCUGCCCCGCGUAGGAAUAGAGCGGGACGUGCUCCACCUCGCCCCACCUCUCUCCCACCGCAACCACUCAAGGAGAAGCUUCGUAAAGAGGAAGAGAAACAUCUUGCCAGAAAAUCUGUAGUUGACCCAGGAGCGAAGUCACCUCCCCGACCGCCACCCCCUAAUGUGACUAACCAAUCACAGCCAUUCUCACAACAACAGGAAAUGCAAAUUCAGCCAGUAAAUUUUGGUAAUCAAAGUCGUCGGUUGAAUCUGAAUCCGAACUUGCACAGCAGCAGAAAUGCCAGUAGUUUUGAUGAACCCAACCCAGCUCCAACACCGCGAGUUUUUACAGAUAAAAGUCGGUUCAAGAAUGACUCCAAGCCCAAUGGACAAUCAUCAUCCAGUAAAACAAAUUCUGUGACAGUUAAAAAACCCGAAAAACAUUCAGCUGCAGAAACAAAAGCCAAUGGUAGAGUUCCUUUAUCUACAAACGCUACAAAGACUUCGUUUGAUCUUAAAGGCAAAAAUGUAUCGUCAAGUAACAACAAUAACAAUAACCUGUCAGCUGACACGAGGUCAAAUUGGAGGUCAGACGUGACGUCACAUAAAAACAAUAUACCAGAGCCUGCAACACGAGGCUCCCGUCAUAUACCUGAUAAUAGAUCAGGUAAGAAGUCACAUGACACCAAACCACGGCAAACAGGCGAGGUGUCCAAACCACGGCAAACAGGCGAGGUGUCAAAACAACGGCAGACAGGCGAGGUGUCAAAAGCAAGGAAGCCUUUGCCAAAAACACCUACACAAUUUCAAAACCGUAUACGCGAGACUGAUAUAAUUGAUGACAAUGCCAAUCCUGACGAGGGUUCAGGAUGUGUGGCUGAAAUUAAGGCGAUGUUCGAUGACAUGGACAUCGGGAGAAGUCUGUCUGAUAGCCCAGAAAAGGAGUCGACGCCUUCUCCUCCAGUGUUAUCUAAGGUGAACAGAAACAAUUCUGGGUUAACAGACCGACCCAAACCGCCACCUAAACCAGGUCAAGGUUCAGCCAAGGUCAAACCAGGUCAAGGUUUGGCCAAGGUCAAACCAGGUUCAAAGGUCAGAAGUGUAAAUGUUUAAUAUUUUGUGACAAUUUGAAGGAAAACUGCUUUGAGUGAUGGAAGAUAUCGCUUCUGUUUUUCAGUGAUGAUUAAAUGUCCUUAACCUUUUUUUGUGCACUUGUUGCUGUUUCUCUUAAGUCACUAUAAAAUUGUCAGUUCUGACUGAUUGAAUUAGUUACUAUAUUAAUUUGAUUUGCUCUCAUAUUCAUCCACUGUGUAUCUGUAUAGUAUACUGAAGGAGAUGUUUCUGGUGUUGACAUUUGGUGUGAAUGAUAUCAUCGUACAGUAACAUCUUUUUACUUUUAAAAAUCUUAUCACAUAAAAACAAUUCUUUAAAAUGAAAUAUAUAUUUGUGAUGAUGAAUGUAUGGUAAUUACCCAAUAUACUGCCAUUUAUGAUAAGUCAUUUAAAAUUAAAAAAUAUUGUUUGCGAUGAUGAACACAAAAUUUCAGACUUAGGAGCCAUCAUGUUCAUACAUUGUAUUUGGUAAUUACAUCAUACAAUAGUAAUUUGAUUUAGAGUCAAGGAAAAUCAGUUUUGAAAUUAUUUUGAAGCUUGAGAUUAUUUUUUUCUCCAAUAUCUGUUUUUCUUGUUAUGUGAAAAUAAAUAUCUGUUAGAAACAGAAAUGUAUGGGGGAAUGAGAGUGUAAAACUGGUUUACAGAAAGGCUGCUUAUUUUAAUAGAAAUGGUUUAUAUAUGUCUUGUUUCAUUACUGGUAUACCAUUGCAUUUUUUCGUCUGACAAAGGUUGCCGAAAACCAUAUUAAUUGGCGAGUGAAUUGUACUUACAAAGCUGUAGAAUUAGUGAAACAUGUAAGGAUAAUUCAGGUUCAUCGAAUGUUAGUAUUAAAGCUAUAUAUUACCUGGUAAAACUUGAUUGUAAUAUAAAUACUGUUAUAAACUACAUGACUGUAAAACUUGAUUGUAAUAUAAAUACUGUUAUAAACUACAUGACUGUACGUUAUGUUAUAGAUCAUACUCAGAGAUUCUUAAAAUUAUAGAAAAUUUCAUAUAAACUUUAGAUGAUGGCCUGUAAUUGAGGGAGGUUGUGUUACCAUUAUCGAUAGCUAAUAUUCUAGUACAUAACUCUUAUCAAAGUAUGCGCAAAGGUUGGGUUGUUAAAGAAUCGUUGACUUGACUGAAAUAACCUGAGGUCACUUAAUUUCAUGUAGGCAAUUGAUUAUGUGCAGGCUUUUCUGUAAAUUGAUUUUCCUGAAAUUUUACCUGCUUAUGAUAGUUUAAUUAUGAUUUUUAUGACAUUUCAGUUCUUGAACUUUUUGGGGUGCUUUUGAUAAAUUAGAAAAUGGCAAGUGUAUAAUUUCCGAUACUCAAAUAGAACUUGCUGCAAUGGCAGCAUGCAGAAUUUUACUUCUGUUUUGUGCACAUGGGUUUUCAUACGUUAGAUGCCAUGGAUUAAAACAAUUUCCAACAAAAGUGCAUUUUAGGGUUGUCCGACGUAGUUAUUCAUAUGACAAACCCGAUGUAGGUAAAACAACCACUUCCUGUCCAGAACUAUUUACAAAUUUACUGAUGUUUACUAAUAAAGCCUUGGUGACUUUUAUCAAUCGGCCAGUACGACUAAUGAACAUAAUGUAAAUAUUACCUUAGGUAUUAGAACAUAUAUAUAUACACAUUGUAGUUAUAGAUUUACUAACUAACAUUCCCAGUGUCAUUCAGCUUAAAUCUUUAUCUAGUCUACGUGUGAUAACAAAAUUAGAAGCUAGAAUUAAAAUGUCUAAAUACAUGAAACCAAAUUAGGAAAAAUUAGGACAUAUAUGUAUUGUAGGCUUUGGGUUUUUUGUACACUCUACUGAAAUUGAUAGGAAUUGUUUGCAAACUUUGAAUGUACCUCAAUGCAAAUAGUGGAGGUAUAAGACUCUCACAAGCAAGAGAAAGGCAUGAUAAUAUAGGUAAAAUUGUAAUGUUUUACUUCUGUAGAUUGAAAGACUCUUUCAUUAUUUUAGACAUUUUCUUACAGUAAGAAGGAUGUUCCCACUUUUUCAGCCCAAAAUCUUGAUAUGUAACAUCUUUCAAGUAUCUAUAUUUUAAAUACAGAAAGUAGAUUUUAUAUCAGUAUAAAAAUGUAUAUGAGAACAUCAUAAUAACAUUUGACUUGUAUACUAGAUUAUAUUUAAUAAUAUUAUCAUAUAAAAAAAUCAUUACCCGUCAACUGUCACUUUUCUUGAUUAACGAUAAUGAGUUGAUUGAAUGAUAUCAUACACGAGAUGUCCUUAAGAAUAUAUUACAUAGAAAACAAGUUAUUCUAAACAAGGAAGUUGGCUAACAAAGUACAUAUCCUUGUAUAAUGCAGAAGGUAGCAUAUGUCCUUAAAUUUGUUGACAACAAUUUUUGUCUAUUGUCAAAUUUUCUUGAUAUGCCAUGAAUGAGCAUUUGCAUUCAACCAUUGAUUAUAAAUGUUGGCCUGUAGACCUCUCUACUUAUGUACCUAUUUAGUCAUACAUAUAUAUUAUUUUAAUUCAGCUGGUACAAACUUAGAUGUAUUUUUAAAAAUAUUUUUGUUUUAAUUUUAACUGCUGUACCAAUGAAGUGUUCAGCAUAUUGCACAAAUUUUCACCAUAUGAAUGUGUUCUGGUAAAAUAAUCUAUGGCCCCUAAGAAAGUGUCAUUGAAGUGUUAGAAUUUCAAAUAGCAGCUCAUCUGAGGGCAUUUAAAAAAAAAAUCUAGUCAGAUUGUGAGCAAAAAUAACACUUUGUCUUGUUUUGUAAGUUUGAUUUAAUUUCCCCUCAGAAAUAAGUGAUUUUAAAUACACUUCAGUUCAUUCAUCUUGUUUCCUUCAUACAUGUCCAUUUUGAUUCAAUACCAUCACAAAGCAUUAUGCUCUUUAUAGAAUAACAAAGUGUCAGAAAUACUUUCUGAAAACAUGAUGGGUAGUAUAUUUAAUGUUAGUUACCUCAUAAUGAUAUACAUGUAUUAGGAUAUCUUUACACCUUUCUUAUUGAACUGUGAUUUUUAGAGAUUUGAAAAAUCUCUUUCUAUUAUUGAUUUUUAAUUUGUUUUUCUUUAUUUUUUGAAAACUUUGAGGAUUGGUGAUCAAAAGAAUUGUUUUCAAACUACAUAUUUUGUAUUUUUACCCUGUCACAAAAAAAAUUAAAGAAUUUAAUGUCUUUAUUUAUUUAUUUUUUAUUUCAGAAUGGUUUUAAGCACAAACCUUGACUAAAAUAAAGAAUUUUAAUUAAUUUAUUGAUUUUUUAACAGCCUGUCGAUAAGUAUGGUCAAUUUGGCCUGAACAUAAAGAAAAUCAUUUGUGAUUUGGUAAAAAAGAUCAUCCAACUAAAUCUAUGACAUCUUAAAUAACUGUCAGUAUUAUUUUAUCUCUAUGUGAGAUUUUGCUUUAGUUUGAAUUUAAUUACUCAAGAUUCAGAGAAUUGGGACACAAUAUUUUAACUGAAUGUAAGACAUUUGUUUUUGUUUCAAUUUUUAAUUUGUUUAUACAAAAAUGUACUGUUGUUUAUCAAAGUGUAUCUUUCUUUUGUACUCCAUGUUUUAUUGUGUUAUUUUAAUAUUCACUUUCAAUUUAUAUAUUUUCACUAUUUUGAUAGACAUUUCCUUAUUCUAAGGAAAUUUCAGAUUUUUUUCUGCAGUUUUGUCAAGACAACAGGUGCACAAGCAAUCUUGCCCAGAUUAUCUCUCUUUGCAGAUUAAAAUAGAAAUCAACACUUUCAAAACAUCCAGUUCUACAAUAUUUUGAUUACAGGAUUUUACUCAUCAGAUUAAUUGAUUAAAUUUGAAAUAUUUACAAGACUGUGUCACUGUUCUAUUCCAACAUGGUCUCUUAAUUAGUUGAUGAAGUGUGAUGGAGGUUACUAAUCUGAAACAUACACGUCAUGAUACAUGCUAGAAAAUUAAUUUCUCCAAAAGUUUUAAUGAGAAUUUUGCCAGCUAUUAUAAUGUAUUGAUUAUCUUCGAUAAAUUUGAAAUUUUCGCAUGUGGUAUUAAUUAAUUAGUACAUAUAGAUUAUAAACAAUUGUAUACUACACAAAGUCAGUCAGAGUUAAUCUGACAAUUUCCCCUUUUAGGCUAUCAAUGAAGUUGUUUUUAACGGAGAGAAAUAUUAUUAUAAUGCAGCUAAUUAAAAAUAUGCCUUAUCAUUUACCAGUUUGAAUGGAAAACACAGGCAAAAGUAACUUCCCUUUUCCUGUUUAGUUUAAACAUUUUAUUGUCAAUAAAGAGACAAUGGAUCAGGCACAAAUUAUUAAAACAUAUGAAACGCCCUAACCCUGUUCCACUUGAUUGAUUCUAAUUGACUGAAGCAUGGCUUCGAAAAAUUUGUUAGUAAUUUAAAUAAUUUAAAUAAACUUUUCUGGAAGACCGAUCCUGAUCCUGCGGAAUAUUUCCCUGUCAUUUUUCUGUGUUGAGUCAGCUGGACUGCUCCAUGAGAGAAACCUAUAUAUACCCAUAUAUAAAUGUAUGUUAUCGUAUUUGAUCACGCUGUUUCCGUAAUAAAUGUAUUUAUGUAUAUGUAUGGGAGAGUGCACUCUGUAUCCGUAAUAAAUGUAUUUAUGUAUAUGUAUGGGAGAGUGCACAUCAGAACUGUAACUCAUCAUGUGUAAUUGUUAUUUGUUUAUGGAGGAUACAUUUGUAUAUAUGUGUAAUGUAUGCACCUAAAAGUCAUGUGAUAAUGUAAAGGUCAAAGGUCAAUUUUCCAUUGCAAUAAAACAGGGUUCUCUCCCUUGUGAAAACAUAGUUUGUUACACAUGAAAAUCUGUAGAGUUUGAAAUUUGAUAAUAUAUAGUUCUGAAACAAAUCUAUUUGUAUUCUGCACAAGUUCAGAUUUCAUAUAUAUAAAAAAAAAAAAUUCAAUUCACAAAAUUAUCUUGUUCUUAUGGAAUUUUACACCUGAAAUUACCAUAUAAAAAACCUACUUUUUUCAAUUUGUAGAAAUUUAGCUAGAUUGAUUUCCAAAGAUUUAUGGGCCCUGAUUCAUUUCGCUUGUCCAUACUGACCACAAGAAAGAUAUUUUAAUGCUGACAAUAGUUUAAGGAAAAGUGAUUAGAAACAGUUCUUCAAAUGAGAGUUUUCUAAAUUGUAAGGAAUAUCACUUUAAAUGAUAUAGCUGUGUGCUUCGGAUUGUAACAAUGAAAAAUUUGUAAGAUUUGAACUUGUUUUGAUGCAUGGAUUAGCUGACCUUCGGCGAGUGUGUGAAAUCAUAAUCACAACACUAUGCUACUGGUGAUGUACAGAAUCAUUUUAUCAUAAUUAUCUUUGCUAGAAUUAUUUUGUUGAGAUUUUUUUAACUUAUUCAUUUCAAAUAUGAUGGCACUUUAACUUUAGAGCAGGUUUUUAAUUUUCCUGGAAGAUACCCUGUCUUCAUUUAUUCAUUUUAGCAAACAGUAUCUCAACUUCAAUGCUGAUAAAAACUUGUGAGUGACAUUGUUAAUCUGACAAUUUAAUACUAUUAGGGUUAAGUUUAGGAAAAUUUGUUUGAAUGUGAUCAUUAUUGUCAAUUUUCUUUAAAAAUAAACAAUAAUUCUUAACAUCUCGGGAUAGCAGUCCCAGUAAAUUAAUUCUUCUGGGAGAAGGAAUGUGGAUAAAAGAUACGAAAAGCGUCCAAUGAAAAUAUUAAGUCAGCUACCAGAUAACUUGUAAAUUAUGGUAAAUUUUACCACAAGGCCGAUUAAAUCUACUCUUAUGUUGAAAGUGAUAAGACCCAUUUACUCCAUUGGUUUGUCAUCAUGUCUGAUUGCCUCUUUGAAUUUUAUUCAACCACUACUUUUCUUGAGUUGAAAUAAAAAUAUACUAUUAUAACA